This is a messenger RNA of Capsicum annuum, 1274 nucleotides long. RefSeq lists its product as uncharacterized. Bases 495 to 1073 code for a protein of 192 amino acids. Lineage: Eukaryota; Viridiplantae; Streptophyta; Magnoliopsida; Solanales; Solanaceae. The record is from RefSeq and is a predicted model, not a curated record. The transcript has a single exon.
CUCUUCCUUUUCCAACCAGACCUAACAAAUAAAAAAUAAAAAAAGAAUUAAAAAGAAAAUCUGUAAGGGUGUGUAUGGUAUUAAGAAAGCAGGAGUAAUAGAGUAGUGGUUAUUUAAUUUGGAGAGGUAGAAAUCGACAAAUUUAUUUUGAUAUAUGACAGUGACUUAAAGGACUGUCCUCACUAAAGUAUUGGAUCUUAAAAAAUCAAGACUCCCUCUAAUAAUUGAAGCAAUAGAAAAUUGAAUCAGAUCGUAAUAUACGUGGCAUGUGCCCAAACGUGUCAAUUUUAAAAAUUAAACAUGUAGAAUACUUCACAGCAUCCUCUUCCUCAAUAGGAAGUUAUCCCCCUAUAUAUGCCACUCAAUAUUUCAUUUCUUCUCAUAUGAUCACAAUUCUCUACCAACUCAAUCUCCUCUAAAGCUCUCUCUUUCAUCAAUAUUUAUCUCUCCUUUUUAAGUAAACCAACAAUUCAAAACUCUACCUAAAAAGGAAAAUGGAUCAGAAAUUGCCAGUUAUAGCAAAAAAAUUCUGGAAGAUAGUCCAUGUAGCUUACUUCAUGCUGAAAAAAGGAUUGUCGUCAAAGAGAAAACUAAUGUUUGAUCUCAACUUAUUAAUGAAACGUGGCAAAAUUGCUGGCAAAACCGCCAUCCAAAAUCUCAUGUUCCACGACCAUAAGAAUACACAAGGCCAUCACUCAUCGUCCAAAGACUACUACGAGUUCAGUUGCAGUAACAGGCCAGCUUUUCACCUCCCAUUUCACCUCAACAAACGCAAUAAUAAACAUAGUCACCAUGCAGUACCUGCCAUUGAACACGACGAUGUUAUAAUGAUCAACGCUGCUGUUUUUAAGGCAUUGGAGGUGCUUCAGAGUGAAACAGCGUCACCUGCUUUGCCUGGAUUUGGGAGGACACCUACGGUGAGGCAAUUAAGGAUCACUGACUCUCCUUUCCCUUUAAGAGAUGGAGCAGAUGAGGGUGACAUGAUGAGCCACGUAGACGAGAAAGCUGAUGAGUUCAUUUCUCGUUUCUAUAGAGAUUUGAGAAGAGAAGCUUCUGCUUCUGCUUUUGCUUAAUGUUUCAGAGUUUUUUUUUUCCUUGUGGGAUAUUCGGGAAAUUUUUAGAGGAAAGUAAAAGAAAAAAAAAACUAAAGAGUUUAUAAAUAUGAUACCCUCCCUUUGCUAAAUGGUUUCAUCUGAUGAUACAUUCAAGGGCCGAAGUCCCGAAAUUUUGCAUCCAAAAAUGUUCAAUUAAUAUUACUCCUACCUUUUAUUUCU